This is a messenger RNA of Dimorphilus gyrociliatus, 1877 nucleotides long. NCBI's taxonomy places the organism in Eukaryota, Metazoa, Annelida, Polychaeta, Dinophilidae. The record is from the annotation of a GenBank genome assembly.
AAUUGUUUUACUACGAAACUUACGUGGUAAACAUGGCUGGCGGACUGUGUAGACUGUUGAAACAAAAGUAUAACAUUUUCUAUAAGAUUCCCUUUUAUCAUUCCCCAUCGACAGCUGUAAUAUUUGGUAAAGCCUCCUAUUGUACAAAUUCAACCGAUGAUUGGAGAUAUAAGAAAGACAUUGAUGACCCCGCCUUUAAACAACUUGACCUAUCUUUUGAAAAUGCUAAAGAAGCUUACAAGAGUAAAACAACCUUUGAUUUAAUAAGGGCAUGGAUGGUGUUUGAAUUAUGCAGUAUUGAAUUUCUAGUAAAUAACAACAAGAAGCUUAUGAAGGUCGGUCGUAAAGUGUUGGGAAAGAAGCUGUUCAAAGCUUUUAUGAAGGGUUCGUUCUAUGGGCAUUUUGUUGCCGGUGAAAAUGAAAAAACAAUAAAAUCAGUAAUCGAAAAAAAUAAAUUGUUUGGCGUUAAAUCAAUUUUGGAUUAUAGUGUUGAGAAGGAUAUAUCUAAAGAACAAGCAACAAAGCAAGAAGAAGAAUCAUGUGUGUCCGAAAAUCAACCGGAGAAUAUUACUCAUACUGGACCGAAUGUACAGUAUAGAUAUCACACACAAUUUGCCGACAGAAGGGAAGAAGUUAUUGCAGCCAGAACUCACUUUUACGAAGAUGAAAAAUCAUGCGACGAUAUUAUGAAGAUAUUCCUUCGUGAAAUAGAUGGAGUUAGCGGCUCAACGAAUGCCACUGGAUUUGCAGCUAUUAAAUUAACAGCUUUAGGCCGUCCGCAAUUUUUGCUUCAACUCUCCGAAGUAUUGGAAAGAGUUAGACGAUAUUAUGACGUUAUUGCUGCUACAAUACCUGCUGGAGAAUUUGAUGUUGUACCAGCGAUUAAGCGAAGAGAGUUCGAAAGACACCUUAAAACUAGAAAAAUUAAGAGAUCAGAACGUCAAUUAUGGUAUACAAUACUCGAUAGUUCUGGGGAUGGUGAAAUUGAUAUGUUAGAUUGGCAUAAUCUAUUAGAAGUUAAUGUUAGAUUAGGUAAUCUAUUAAAAACCCCUAAUGCAGAAACUGGCGUCUUUGAGCCAAUAGUUACGUCCUUUACUGUAUCGGAGGAGAUGCAAAUGAAGAAUAUGCUAAAACGAAUUAAUACUAUUGUUGAAUACGCAAUAAAAAAAGAUGUAAGAUUAAUGAUUGACGCUGAACAAACAUACUUUCAAAAUGGUAUAAAUCGGCUAUGCAUGGAGAUGAUGAGAAAAUUUAACAAGGAGAAAGCAUAUGUUUUUAACACUUAUCAAUGUUAUUUAAAGGAAUCCUUAUCAACUUUAAGAACAGAUUUAGCAUUGGCAGAAAGAGAGAAUUUCUUUUUUGGAGCUAAAAUUGUUAGAGGAGCUUAUAUGGAGCAAGAGAGGAAGAGAGCGCUGACCUUGGGUUACGAAGACCCAAUUAAUGUCGAUUACGAGGCUACUACAAAGAUGUACGAGGACGUUCUGUGUGAAAUACUUUUCCAGGCUAAAAGAUUAGAUAAAGGCCGAAUUGCUGUUAUGGUAGCCACUCAUAAUGAGGACUCAGUUCGAUAUACUGUUAAAAAAAUGAAAGAAUUUGGCAUUAGUUCCUCUGAUAAAAUAGUCUGCUUUGGCCAACUUUAUGGCAUGUGUGAUCAAGUGUCCUUCAGCCUUGGACAAGCCGGCUAUUCGGUCUAUAAAUAUGUGCCAUACGGUCCUGUAGAAGAGGUAUUACCUUACCUAUCAAGACGAGCCCUAGAAAAUAAAGGAAUUCUGAAAAAAGUAAAAAAGGAAAAGCGGUUGCUGCGAGAAGAAACUUGGCGUCGUUUCAUCUCUGGUCAACUGUUAUAUUCGCCACAGGGAGCCACUGUGUCCACAUAA